ACUGUUCGCGCUCGGCACUUUGGAGUGGGUCGUCGCGACCAUUUUUAUUUAACCUGCUUUUUUAUGAGUUAAAGGGCGUUUGUAAUGGGGAAAAACGAUUUCCUUUCACCCAAAGCCAUAGCCAACCGGAUAAAAUCUAAAGGUCUCCAGAAGCUGCGAUGGUAUUGCCAGAUGUGUCAGAAACAAUGCAGAGAUGAGAAUGGCUUCAAAUGCCAUUGCAUGUCCGAAUCCCACCAAAGGCAGCUUCUGCUCGCCUCAGAAAACCCGCGCAAGUUCAUGGACAGCUUUUCCGAUGAAUUUAAAAAAGGUUUUUUAGACCUGCUGAGACGACGUUUUGGAACCAAACGAGUGCACAACAAUAUUAUCUACAAUGAAUACAUCAGUGAUCGUGAGCACGUCCACAUGAACUCCACAAAGUGGGAGACGCUCACAGAGUUCACCAAGUGGCUCGGGAGAGAAGGUUUAUGUAAAGUGGAUGAGACACCUAAAGGCUGGUACAUUGAGUACAUUGACAGAGAUCCGGAAACCCUCCGCCGCCAAGAGGAGCUGGCGAGGAAGAAGAAGCACGAAUUGGAUGAUGAGGAGAGGGCGGCCAAGUUUAUUGAGGAGCAGGUCCGCAGAGGCCUAGGUGGUAAAGAGGCUGAGGAAACACCAGUAUACACGGAACUCAAACGGGACAACGAAGAAGAAAAAGUUGCCUUCAACUUGAAUCUCUCUUCUUCCAUCGCUGGUCCAUCCACAUCAAGUACUGUAUUGGGGGCUAGUGCUCUAAAAACAGCAGCUGCUGCUUCGACUAAGAGAAAAGAACCACCAUCAAGUUCAGAAUCCAGAGAAAGGAAGAAGAAGUCAGCGCUGGAAGAGAUAAUAGAGAUUGAAGAGAAGAAGAAAAAGAAGCAGGAGCCAGUGAAGACAGACUACUGGAUGCAGCCAAACAUUGUGGUCAAAGUGGUCACCAAAAGACUGGGAGAAAAAUACCAUAAGAAGAAAGGCGUGAUCAUGGAAGUGCGAGACAAAUACGCUGCUGUGGUGAAGAUGGUUGACUCUGGAGAUAAACUCAAGCUGGACCAGAAUCAUGUUGAAACUGUUAUACCAGCACCAGGCAAGCGGGUUCUGAUCCUGAAUGGAUCUUUCAGAGACACAGAAGCGGUGUUAGAAGGAAUCGAUGAAAAAAAGUUCUGCGCUACGCUCACUCUGGACUCUGGUCACGAGAAGGGGAAGCGUGUGGAGAUCGCCUACGAAGAUUUCUCCAAACUAGCCUGAACAGGAGUCGCUUGUCCCCUUCAUACGUUAGACUCUACUGUGUCAGAGUUCAUUCCCCCUCAGUCAUGUGUACAUUUCCUUUUAUUUCUCAGAAGAGCUAGAAAAAAAACGAACAAUAAUUUUUGUCAAUUUUUGGGUUUUUGUUUUUUUUUAUUGAGAAUUGAAUUGAUCAGAACAAUCCUUUUUGAUCAUGGUUUGAAUAAAUUUAUCAACAAAACCAUUCUGUGUG
Synchiropus splendidus (mandarinfish) is the source of this 1489-nucleotide messenger RNA. It is a transcript of the gene kin, whose product is annotated as Kin17 DNA and RNA binding protein. Gene Ontology annotation, biological process: DNA damage response; DNA replication. Lineage: Eukaryota; Metazoa; Chordata; Actinopteri; Syngnathiformes; Callionymidae. Gene Ontology annotation, molecular function: double-stranded DNA binding. The transcript has 12 exons. The coding region runs from base 85 to 1260 and encodes 391 amino acids. The record is from RefSeq and is a predicted model, not a curated record. Gene Ontology annotation, cellular component: nucleus.